This is a messenger RNA of Aethina tumida (small hive beetle), 2602 nucleotides long. RefSeq names its product U3 small nucleolar RNA-associated protein 25 homolog. Gene Ontology annotation, molecular function: U3 snoRNA binding; rRNA binding. Gene Ontology annotation, cellular component: nucleolus; small-subunit processome. Gene Ontology annotation, biological process: maturation of SSU-rRNA from tricistronic rRNA transcript (SSU-rRNA, 5.8S rRNA, LSU-rRNA). Bases 128 to 2515 code for a protein of 795 amino acids. The record is from RefSeq and is a predicted model, not a curated record. Lineage: Eukaryota; Metazoa; Arthropoda; Insecta; Coleoptera; Nitidulidae. The transcript has 5 exons.
AACUAAUAUUAGUAAAAUAUUUAAGUUGGUAAUUCGCAAUGCUUUGAAAAUCAAAAUAUAACCUCAAAUAUCAACAACAAUCACAACGUGUGGAAUUUAAAUCCGGUUGCUACAAUUACUGUAACAAAUGGCUAAAGGCAAGUUGAAAUAUCGUGAUGUUGUGGGUGGUGGUCGUGGAAAAGCAAAGAAAGGCAAACAAGGUAGAGGCAACUCGAAAAAGCCCCACAAACCUAGGAAAACUUAUAGUUUGUACAAAAAUGAUAAUCAAGGUACAAAAAGGAAACGAUUUAAUCAAAAUGAUACCUUGCCUGAGCCCAAACAGGCAAAAAUUGAAAAGGAACCAGAACUACAAGAAUCCUCAUCUGAAUAUGAAGAUGAAGAAGAAGAUGCUUUAAAACAAUUACAACAAACAUUUGGUGGUGUAAAUAAUAAAAAGUCACUUGCUAUAGACAGUAGUGAAGAAAGUGAUGUUGAAGAAGAGGAGACAGAGGAUGAACAUGUUGAAGAUGAGUAUGUGGAUGAUGAAGAUCUUGAAGAGGAGGAAGUAGAUGAUGAGGGGGUUGAAGAAGAGGAAGUUGAUGAUGAGAUUCUUGAAGAGGAAGAUCAUGACAGUGUUAAAGAAGGAGAAGCACAAGAUGUUGAAGAGGAAGAGAGUGAUUUUGUUGAAGAAGAGGAAGAUAUAGAUGAAGAAGAGCUCAACACUAAAGAUAAUGAAGAAGAUAAGACUCAAAAUGAAGAGGAUGAAACUGAUAAUGCAAAAGACCCUUUUGUACGACAUCUAUUUUAUGACCUACAUGAAAAACUAGUAUCUAAAUUGCAACAGCCCAAAGUCAUCAUGAUAAACAGCAAUGAAAAAUGGCCCAAAUUGGGUAAUCUGCUUAUUCAAAUUCCUGAAUGUGACAAGAUAUCUGAACCUGAGGUGAAUCAGUUUAGUAUUGAAGAAAAACAAAUAUAUGCCCCUUUGGGUGAAAAGCCUGUCUUAAUUAAAAAUGAAAAACCUGCAGAUUUGUUCAUCAAGUCGCAGAUUAUUCCACAGCUUCAAAAGUCAAAUAAGUGCUUAUUACCAAAUAGUAAGCAUGUGUUUACUGGUUUACAAAAAGAAAUAUUUUCUGUGGUCAAUAAUUACCAGGACUUUUAUUUUAGUGAAAGAAAUUUUGAUAAUGCUGAAGAAAUAAGAUAUGUGUAUUGCCUUCAUGCAAUCAAUCAUGUAUUAAAAACAAGACUUAAAGUUAUUCAUCAUAAUGCUAGGUUGUCCAAGAAAGCUGAUGUGCCUGAUGAAUUUAGAGAUCAAGGCCUUGUGCGACCUAAAGUGCUUAUAAUUUUACCAUUCAAAGAUUCGGCUUAUAAAGUAAUUAAUAAUAUAAUGGAAAUAUUGCUUCCAGUAGACAAAGGAAAUGUUAUGAAUAAACUUAGGUUCAUUGAAGACUAUACUGGAAAUGAAUUGAUUAUGCCUAAGAAAAAUCCGAAACCCGAAGAUUACGAGCGAACAUUCGCUGGUAAUACAAGUGACGACUUCAAAAUUGGUAUUACAGUUACCAAGAAAAGUUUAAAAUUAUAUGCAGACUUUUAUUCAUCUGACAUCAUUGUGGCAUCACCUCUAGGCCUUAGAACGAUUAUAGGUGCGGAAGGCGAACCAGACAGAGACUACGAUUUCCUCGCAUCAAUAGAAGUGUUAAUAUUUGAUCAAAUGGAGCUAUUCCUGAUGCAAAAUUGGGAUCAUGUUGUUCACAUAAUGAACCACAUACAUAUGCAACCCAAAAACUCACAUGGUACAGACUUUUCCAGAGUGAGGUCGUGGAGUUUGAACGGAUGGGCCAAAUAUUAUCGUCAAACGCUCAUAUUUUCAUCAACAGUUUUGCCGGAGAUCAAUUCGAUUUUCAAUAAAAAAUGUCUCAACUAUGCUGGAAAAGUCAAAACUGCAAAUAACAUUGAAUUCGGCAGUAUUUCGCAAGUGUUUGUGCAACUUCCGCAUGUAUUUCACAGAUUUGAUUCAGCAAAUGCUGCCACCUCAAUUGAAGAUAGAUUUGACUUCUUUAUUAACAAAAUUUUACCCCAACAAAGGGACACGUUAAUGAAACAGACGCUCAUAUUUGUGCCUAAUUAUUUCGAUUAUGUUCGAUUGAGGAACUACUUCAAAAGAGAAGACAUUGGUUUCACACAGAUUUGUGAAUAUUCCAAGGAGAAUAAAAUUGCGAGAGCAAGGGACAUGUUCUUCCACGGCGACGCUCACUUCAUGUUGUAUACUGAAAGAUAUCAUUUCUUCAAUAGGAUAAGAGUGAAAGGCAUAAGACACAUUGUUUUCUAUCAGCUCCCAAUGUUCCCACAUUUCUAUUAUGAGAUCUGUAACCUUAUGCAGGAAGGCAACAUGAAUAGGAAAGUAGGAAGUUCAUCUAAUAUGACUGUGAAUGUUAUCUAUUCAAAAUAUGAUGUUCAUCAAUUAUCGUCAAUAGUGGGAACAGUUCGUGCCGCAAAAAUGGUGCAGUCAGACAGAAAAGUUCAUAUGCUGUUAACGUGACGUGAUCUUUUAUUAAACAGCAACUUCUUGUUUCGAUUUUAUAUUAUAUUUAAAUUAUUGUUGUAUUAAAAUUUGUUUUUAUGAUAA